Molecule: messenger RNA, 1279 nt
Organism: Helicoverpa armigera (cotton bollworm)
Lineage: Eukaryota; Metazoa; Arthropoda; Insecta; Lepidoptera; Noctuidae
Gene: Rtc1
Product: probable RNA 3'-terminal phosphate cyclase-like protein
Exons: 6
Coding region: 101-1261 (386 amino acids)
Biological process (GO): ribosome biogenesis; endonucleolytic cleavage of tricistronic rRNA transcript (SSU-rRNA, 5.8S rRNA, LSU-rRNA)
Cellular component (GO): nucleolus
Molecular function (GO): RNA endonuclease activity
Source: RefSeq, a predicted model, not a curated record
ACAGUUUAAAAGUAUAUAAUCUGUCCCGCACACACCGCUCACACGUGUUUUUAUUUGGCCGAAUGUUUACAUUUUUAUUUUAUCCAAAAACUCCUGAAAAAUGUUAGCGACAGUGCGUAAUGACUUAUUAGUUUAUAAGGGCAGCAAUUUCUUUCGUCAGAGACUGUUGCUGGCUACGUUAAGUGGUCGUGCAAUUAAAAUAGAAGAGAUUCGUAGCACGCAUGAUGAUCCGGGUCUUCGGGAGUACGAAGUAAGUUUGAUACGGCUGCUGGAUAAGGUGACGAAUGGUACAAGAGUGGAACUGAGUCAGACGGGUACUUCUGUGUACUAUCAGCCCGGGAUAUUAGUCGGUGGACAAGUUACACACAGUUGUAGCACGCAAAGGGGUAUAGGUUAUUACUUAGAAAUACUGCUAGCAUUGGGUCCAUUCUGCAAAGAGCCAUUGAACGCAGUGCUACAGGGAGUGACCCACAGUGAUCUGGACGUGUCAGUGGACAAAAUCAAGACAGCCGCCCUGCCUGUGCUGCUGAAGUUCAUACUAGUUGACGAUGGACUUGAGCUUAAAGUUGUGAGAAGAGGGGCACCUCCUCUCGGUGGGGGUGAGGUAGUAUUCAAAUGCCCAGUGAGACGCAGCCUGAGGCCACUGCAGUGGUCACAGUGGGGGCUCGUGAAGAGAAUACGAGGCGUUGUGUAUGCACUGCGAGUGUCUCCUACCAUGGCUAAUAGAGUUGUGGAGGCGGCUAAGGGGGUAAUGUUAAACUUCCUGCCAGACGUGUACAUCAACACAGACCAGUGCCGCGGUUCCAACGCGGGCAAGAGUCCUGGCUUCGGUAUCAGUCUGGUUGCUGAGACUAAUGAGAAGACAUUCUACUGUGCUGAAGCUAAAUCAACAGACGUAGGCACGGGCGACAUCACUCUCCCCGAGGACCUAGGCCGCGAGUGUGCACAACGCCUUCUAGACGAGAUCCACCGCGGCGGCGCCGUGGACUCCGCCUUCCAGUGGCUUGUAGCGCUCUGGAUGGCGUUAGGCCAGAAGGAUGUCAGCGAAUGUAUUGUGGGACCUCUAUCAGACUACACGAUAACAUUCCUGCAACACCUCAAAGAGUUCUUCGGCGUGAUGUUCAAGUUAGAAGUGCAGCGGUCUGAUGCGUCUGACGAGGAGUCUGACGGUUCUGACGACGAGGGUAUCACUCCUGCUAGCAAGAUCAAAAUGACAUGCGUCGGAAUAGGUUAUGUUAAUAUAAGUAAGAGGACUCUAUAAAUAUAUUUUAAGGUAUUA